This is a messenger RNA of Guyanagaster necrorhizus, 246 nucleotides long. RefSeq lists its product as uncharacterized. NCBI's taxonomy places the organism in Eukaryota, Fungi, Basidiomycota, Agaricomycetes, Agaricales, Physalacriaceae. The record is from RefSeq and is a predicted model, not a curated record. The coding region runs from base 1 to 246 and encodes 81 amino acids. The transcript is spliced from 2 exons.
AUGCCGACACCAUCCACAUUGUACGCUGGGUUCGUAGAUAAUGUUGCAAGAGAUAUUACUCUCACUGCCCUGGACGACGUGGAGAGUAAGGGUCUAGAAGCCACGACAGUCGUUGUUCGUGUUAAGACUUUGGCUUAUGAGUUGCACACAAUCAAACUUAUUCGAUUUCUUCCUUUUUAUGUUCAGUCUUUCGAUGUUAAGAUAUUUUGUUGUCACUUCACCCGUGAUGGCGUUGUCGAUUCCUAA